AAACCGCAGAAUUUAAUACGCCUCCAGAACUGCUCACAAAAGCAAAGCAAAAAGCAACAUAAACCAAACCAAUGAUUGAUCUGUGCCAGUGGAGGGCUAGAAUAGGCACGUGGAACUGUUGCCAGUUGUCAGAAUCCCGCGACAGUGCUACUGGUAGCAUCUACUCAGACUACUGUAAAACCAAAGGAGAAGGAAGACCAUGUCUCAUAUUCUCGAUUUUAUCUAUUUUCAUUCUGAUUGCUCUCCUUCUCUUCAUAUCGGGAAAUGUGGAACUUAAUCCUGGACCCACUCUUACAGACCAGCCAACAAAAGAGGAAUUGGUUGAGUUGUUGAGUAGCUCAAAGUUUACUUCUGGUAAUUGGGAACACUUUAUUUGUUAUCUUCCUAACAUGGCCCAAGAUAUUGUUGUUGGUAUUAAGCAGAGCGUGGAAGAGAAUGAGGCCAGUCCUUCAAAUUACAUUGAUGCUGUAGCUCAACAUUGUCAUAAUAUUCCUGAUAUAACAUGGAGAAAUAUCUGUAUUGCUUUACUGAGUUCCAAUGAAGUUAAUUUAGCUCAAAAUAUCCUUGAUAAACAUUCUG
Messenger RNA from Amphimedon queenslandica, 579 nucleotides. RefSeq lists its product as uncharacterized. The record is from RefSeq and is a predicted model, not a curated record. The transcript has 2 exons. NCBI's taxonomy places the organism in Eukaryota, Metazoa, Porifera, Demospongiae, Haplosclerida, Niphatidae. The annotation marks the transcript as partial.